CCUGACGAAAGGAAAGAAAAAAGAGAAAGAAAGGACAAAGCGACGGGAAAACGAACUUUCUAGGAUCGAAGCAGCAGCCAAGCCUCAGAAAGAUCGAAAACAAAGCUCGAUUUGGGACCGAAUCCCAUUGGGGGCACGUGACUUCGCGGGUUGGACACGUGAACAUACGUUGUCCAAGGGCCCGGUCAUCCACUCGGGGGCGUGACACAGCCGCCCCAGGCCGGUAAGGUCAUCCUGGGUUGGAACCAUGAUUCGCGGUGGCCAACGAGGAGGCCGAGUGUGUUCGCCGUGGUUGUCGGGUCUGAUGCGGCCCCGCCAGCCCUGGCUGGCCAUCCCUUCCUCGCGCUCCUUGAUCCGACCUGCGUGUUCAUCCCCCUGGCAGACUAUUCCGCUCGCUGUGGGCCCCGGCCACGCCUUCAGCACGUUCAGCACCCGAUGGCCUCGAGAUGGAUUGACCUCGGUCUCGUCCUUGGCACCUGAGAAGGUGUCCAAUUCGAAUCAAUACGUUCUGUGCUCAUUUCCAUCCCAGGGGGAUGACUGUGAUGGCCGACCCAUUUUGGCCUGUCUCCAGGUUAGCCUGGGAUCGCAAUUUUCCGGCAUGCACUUGCAAACGCGUUCCAUGUCUUCUUCGUCAUCAUCGUCAUCAUCAUCAUCAUCAUCUAGUUCUUCAAGCCCGCCCUCUUCCACACCGCCUUCGUCGACGAAGGAGAGCAAGUCAUCUUCGUCCAAGGAUGCCAAACCGUCCUCUAAGAUCGAGGUCACCGUGCAAAGACUUCGACAGAAACAAGUGGAUCAACUGUCUCAAUUGUCCUCGGUCCAGGAUUUAGAGAAAAAGGUCGAGUAUCUGAUUGCUAAGGCUGAAAAGGACGAGAACGCUUCCAAAGCCUUGGAGAAGAAAGACACGCCCAAGAAGUCCUUGUGGGUCCGCAUCGUAGACGAGGUCAAGCACUACUAUAGCGGAUUCAAGUUACUCUUCCUGGACGUGAAAGUGUCGAGCCAGAUUAUCUGGAAGGUCCUCCAAGGCAACACGCUCACUCGGCGGGAAAAGAAGCAGCUGGUCCGCACGGUGAGCGAUCUCUUUCGUCUUUUGCCGUUCUCGGUGUUCAUCCUGGUGCCCUUUAUGGAACUGCUCCUGCCCGUGGCUUUGAAGCUGUUCCCGGGAAUGCUUCCGUCCACUUUCACCACAUCCUCUGAUCGCGAUGUCAAGAUGAGGCGGACCUUGAAGGCCAAACUUGAGUACGCUCGCUUCCUUCAAGAGACCUUGGACGAGAUGGCGCCCACAAGCAAGAAUGAUCGCUCGUCCCAAUCGGCCAGGGACUUCACUGAAUUCUACCAAAAUGUCAAGACCCAAGGCUUAGUGAUCAAGAACGAGGAUAUUCUCAAGUUCUCCAAGUUGUUCGAGGACGAAAUCACCCUCGACAACAUGACUCGUACCCAAUUGGUGGCCUUAUGCCGUUUACUAGAACUCACUCCCAUGGGGACGAAUAACUUUCUUCGGCUUCAACUUGAAAUGAAGCUUCGUCAAUUGAAGACAGACGACCGGGUCAUCAAAAGGGAGGGCGUGGAUGACAUGGAUGUUCGUGAACUUCAGAAUGCGUGCAGAGAACGUGGAAUGCGGGCCUAUGGGUUGUCCGAAAAGCAACUGAGACGUCAGUUGGAGCAAUGGCUGGAUUUGUCGCUCAACAAUAAUGUGCCCCCAUCCCUGCUUCUAUUAUCGCGAACGCUGUUCUUGCCCGAGGACUCGGAUAGCACGGCCAAGAUCGCCGCCUCUAUUUCUGCGCUGCCCGAAUCUGCGGCCACGGUCACAUCGGCUGCCAUUGGUGAAAGUGAGGGCAAGGUUAGGAACGUGGAACGUUUGAAGAUCAUCAAAGAGGAACAAAGAAAAAUCGAAGAGGAAGCGGCUGAAGAGAAGAGGCAACGGUUGAUCAAGGAGGAGACCAAGAAAGAACAAGAAAAGAAAACAGCCUAUGAAAAGAAAACGGCAGAUGAUAAGAAAACCGCCGAUGAAAAGAACAAGGAAGAAGAAGAGGAUUCUCCCAAGGUGGAACGUGUUCAAGAAGAUCCUCAUAAAGAUGUGAAAAUGGUCGAGGAAAUGAUGAAGGAGAAAGUGGCCGAGGCCAAGAAUGCUAUUCUGAAAUCGGCUGCCAAAUCCGUGGACAGUACGAAAAUUCCGGAGUCUGUCUUGGAAGAGCCAUCUUUCCAACGAUUAGUGCGAGAUGCGAAGAUUGCCAUGCAAAACGAUCCUAAAAAGGAAGACGAAGAUGGAAAGUUAAUGGAGCAAGUCGAAGAUUCCCUCGAGAAAGUCAAGCAAUCCCCCGAGUCCGAAAAAGAUGAGAUUUCCUCUGAAGAUUUGAGUGACCUGAAGACGGCCAUUGAAAGCUUGGGCAAGGUCUCUGACGAAGCGGAAAUGGUGGGCAAUCUCAAGAAGGAGCUCCAAGACUACGAGGAGGACAUUGAGGAGCUCAAAUUCAUCAAGGCCGAGGCGAAUCGCUUCGACCUUCAGGAGAGCAAAGGUGCCAAGCGCUUGUUCUCUCGAGUGAACAAAAUCCUGAGCAACGUGGACCGUUUGGUGGACAACCUCGAGAUGGAGAAGAACGCCCAAAAAGAGCAGGCUAUCACCAUAGAUGAGGCCAAAGAGCAAUUCAAAGACCAAGUUCAGAGCAAAGGCAAACAGAGGCAGGACAAUGAAGGCAAAGACGAUAGCCUAGUCACCAUCCAAGAACUCAUCGACGCUGUUCAGAAACUCAAGGCCACUACUGAUUCGACCAAGGUUGAGAAGAUCGCCAUGGUUUUGAGUAAAAUGGAUGAUGAUUCAGAUGGUAUGAUAAAAGUGGACCACGUGCUCAAAGUGAUCGAGCUCCUGGGCACAGAACAAAUCCAAUUGAAUUCGAAACAGAUCAAGAAGAUCUUGGACAUGUUGGAGAAAGAAGAUAUGCUGGAAAUCGAAGCCAACAUCGAAGAAGUCCUGGGUAGUACUCCAUCUGAUGAGGAGGCCUCAAGUUCCGAGGCAGAAUCGCGUGGGAAGUCUGUUUCGGCGGACAAAAGCAAACCUGAUGACGGCGAAUCCAAAACCAAUGAAGCGCAAACUGUGAGUCGGGCCAAUCCAGAUAUUGCCAAGGACAUGACAGAGAAUGAACCCGAAGAUCACAUAAAGGAACUGUUUGAAACACCUUCGCCCCGUGAUCAAGAACAGGAGAGGCAGGCUAUGAAACUAUCUCCUCCAGAUCAAUCGGGAAACAAACGGAACGGGUCAUAAAAUAAUAAUUUAUAAUAUGUAGCACCUAUUUUGAGGCAUUCUAGUUCUCUUUUUAUGUGCUACUCUAGAUCGAGGCACAUCCAUCUGCCAACCAACAACACUUUACCAUGAAAGAAAAAUUAAACCUUAUUUUUCGUUGAUAAUUCACUUAUUUAUUGAACAGCAUAGUAUUAAGACGUUUCAUAGUGAACAGUUAUCAUAACGCGAGAAAUUUCAUAAGAAUAAUAUAUCUUAUACACAA
Tigriopus californicus is the source of this 3497-nucleotide messenger RNA. It is a transcript of the gene Letm1, whose product is annotated as mitochondrial proton/calcium exchanger protein-like. Gene Ontology annotation, biological process: intracellular monoatomic cation homeostasis. The record is from RefSeq and is a predicted model, not a curated record. Bases 248 to 3256 code for a protein of 1002 amino acids. Gene Ontology annotation, molecular function: calcium ion binding; ribosome binding. The transcript is spliced from 2 exons. Lineage: Eukaryota; Metazoa; Arthropoda; Copepoda; Harpacticoida; Harpacticidae. Gene Ontology annotation, cellular component: mitochondrial inner membrane.